CGAACUGUCAAGUCUCAUUGUUAUGAACCGGGUGCCAAAAAAUCAGUUCCUUGCCUGACUUUGUUUUUUGUAUACCAAAUUUAAGUUACUGCAGCUAGAUAGAGCAAAUAAAUUAAGUCAUAUUUCCACACGCAAGUGAAUCUUGGACAUGGAGGCCGACGAGGAGGAUCUCUUCCUGGACAAUGAGACAGCGGAGAUUGAGCGUUUGAAGCUACCCGAAGAGGACAAGAAACCUACCGAUCCCGAGGAGGAGGACGAAAGAGUAGCACGCAUCGACUUCCUUUGCUCCGGAUGUGAAAUGCACGAAAUGGUUCACUAUUUCGGAAGGAAACCACCCUUUUCCCUGGGAAUCAAGUAUCCGGAGGAUAACUACGUGAUGCGGGAUCCGUUUCAGCCACCUCCACCUCGCUGGCAGACGAAAGCCGAGUACUAUAUCUCACUGGGGGCCAAGUGCUCCAUCUGCUCAAAGACGGUGUGCAAGGAUCCGGGUUGCAGCUUUUACUACACGGCCACCUUUUGUUUGCCAUGCGGCCAGGAAAAGCUCAAAAACUGGCCAGCUGAGGCCCAAGCUCGUCUUCGAAAGCAGUUGGCAGUCAGUAAGGGGGACAAAAAAUAGGCUAAGAAGUACAAAUAUUUAAUUACUUUGCUUAUAAUAUAUAGUUUUGUAAUCAUUAUGGUUCUGUGCACGUAGAAAA
Drosophila gunungcola (fruit fly) is the source of this 695-nucleotide messenger RNA. RefSeq names its product cysteine-rich DPF motif domain-containing protein 1. The transcript is spliced from 2 exons. NCBI's taxonomy places the organism in Eukaryota, Metazoa, Arthropoda, Insecta, Diptera, Drosophilidae. The record is from RefSeq and is a predicted model, not a curated record. The coding region runs from base 149 to 616 and encodes 155 amino acids.